Messenger RNA from Humulus lupulus (European hop), 2418 nucleotides. Its product is annotated as protein ACTIVITY OF BC1 COMPLEX KINASE 3, chloroplastic. Gene Ontology annotation, molecular function: protein kinase activity; ATP binding. The record is from RefSeq and is a predicted model, not a curated record. Bases 37 to 2196 code for a protein of 719 amino acids. Lineage: Eukaryota; Viridiplantae; Streptophyta; Magnoliopsida; Rosales; Cannabaceae. Gene Ontology annotation, biological process: protein phosphorylation. The transcript is spliced from 7 exons.
AAAUCGUGGUUGAAUUUUGGUGGAGGGAAGAGAUUCAUGAGCUCGGUUAUGGUGGUUGCUACGGUACCAUCGUCUUCUUCUUCAACGCUACCUCACCCUUUAGUUUCAUGGCGGCGACUUCGAACCAAUCCCUCGGCCAAGCCAUGGGAGAGACCCAGAGUUCUUAGAGUGCGAGCGGCUAUUGUCGAGGCUAGACCUUCUUCUUCUUCACCUGUUCCUGAUGACUCCAUCAAAGUUGUUCAGGUCUAUCGAGGAGGACGUGGAGUAGUGUACAACCGAGCUGAGGAUCUUCAGGCUGAGGCGCGUGCCAUGGAACGCGCCGUCAAUGCCACCGUCUAUGGCCCCGAGCUUCUUUCCAACAAAUAUGGCUCUAGCCCAAUCAAGGUGGCGGGGAGAGCUAUGCAAAUUUUGAUUGCUUUGGGUACGUUUGGAGUAAAGCUUCUGUUGGACCAAAGAAAGGGUGUUCUGGAUCAGAACAAAAGGGCUCGUGGGGCUGAGCUGAGGACAAUCUUCACUCGAUUAGGGCCUACUUUUGUGAAAAUAGGCCAGGGUUUGUCUACAAGACCCGACCUUUGUCCUCCGGAGUAUCUUGAGGAGCUCUCCGAACUUCAGGAUGCUUUGCCAACAUUCCCAGAUGAAGAAGCCUUUGCAUGCAUUGAAAAGGAAUUAGGACGAUCACUUGAAUCUGUUUACUCGGUUAUAUCACCAUCUCCAAUUGCGGCAGCCAGUCUUGGUCAGGUUUACAAAGCUCAACUAAAAUAUUCUGGGCAGCUUGUUGCAGUGAAGGUGCAACGACCUGGUAUUGAAGAAGCUAUAGGACUCGACUUCUAUUUGAUUAGAGGUCUAGGAUUCUUCAUCAAUAAAUACGUGGAUGUAAUAACCAGUGAUGUUGUUGCCCUUAUUGAUGAAUUUGCACGAAGAGUUUAUCAAGAGCUUAACUAUGUGCAGGAGGCGCAAAAUGCAAGGAGGUUUAAGAAAUUGUACGCAGACAGAGAAGAUAUCCUUGUUCCGGAUAUAUUCUGGGAUUAUACAAGCAACAAAGUAUUGACGAUGGAGUGGGUUGAAGGGGUCAAGUUGAAUGAGCAAGUUGCCAUUGAGAAACAAGGGCUGAAGGUGUUGGAUCUAGUUAAUACUGGUAUACAAUGCAGCCUGAGACAGCUGCUUGAGUAUGGAUACUUCCAUGCAGAUCCUCAUCCUGGUAAUCUCCUAGCAACACCUGAUGGGAAGCUAGCCUUUCUUGAUUUUGGAAUGAUGAGUGAGACACCAGAAGAAGCAAGAUUCGCAAUUAUUGGUCAUGUAGUUCACAUGGUCAAUCGAGAUUAUGAAGCUAUGGCUCGUGAUUACUAUGCUCUAGAUUUCCUAUCCCCUGAUGUAGAUGUUACUCCUAUUGUACCUGCAUUACGAAGUUUCUUUGAUGAUGCCCUCAGUUAUACAGUGAGUGAACUCAAUUUUAAGACCCUGGUUGAUGGUCUAGGCAACGUACUUUACCAAUAUCCAUUCAAUGUUCCCGCAUAUUACGCAUUGAUAUUAAGGUCGCUUACUGUGCUAGAAGGCUUAGCUCUUUAUGCUGAUCCCAAUUUCAAGGUUCUAGCUGCUUCUUAUCCAUAUUUUGCUAAAAGGCUUUUAACAGAUCCAAAUCCAUAUCUCAGAGAUGCUCUAAUUGAGUUGCUGUUUAACGAUGGCAAAUUUAGGUGGGGUAGACUUGAAAACUUACUCGUUCAGGGAAAAAAAGAUAGAGAUUUCUCAGCAAAAGAUGCUUUGCAACCAGUUUUGAAAUUAUUACUGGGUACAGAUGGUGAAGUGCUUCGAAAUUUAGUUAUUAAAGAAGCUGUUCGUGUUACAGAAGCCUUUGUUUUAGGCACAGUUGUCGAUACAUAUAGUUUAAUGCCGGAUUUGGUGAAGGGUUUAAUUUUUAAUGGGAAUGGAAACUCACCUGGACCUCUUGUCAUGAGCAAAGCCGAACGGGAAAGCAUGUUAGAGCUAAGAGAUCAAGUAUCUAGAAUAUGGGCACUUCUUCAAUCAUCUGAAAGUUUUGAUCCAGCCUCCUUGCAGCCCCUGUUACAAGUGCUGCAACAACCGGAGGGACGUAGUAUGGGCGGGCGUGUGAUCGGAGGGAUCACUCAGCGUUUGGCUGCUCGGUUACUACAACAAGUACUUCGAGUGCCACCAACUUCAUCUUCCUCUUCCACCACUUAAAUUUCAUCUUAUAGUUUCAAUUCAAGCAUAAUCACAUACUAAUAUUUGUAAAAAUAUCAAAAUCAUAAAUGGAAUCAAUCCCUUACAAGUUUCAAUUGUGAACAUUAAUUUAACAGUUGUAGAUAAAUUAAUCCCAUUUUUUAAAGCUAAAAAAACACUACCUCUGUUAAGUUGUUGUUUGCAAUAAUAGUAAGAAUUAAUAUAUAAUAAUUGUUUUGAUCA